ACUUAAUCAGCUCAGAACUCACUCGUGGUGAUCACUGUUCGUGAAAAUUUUAUAUAUCACCGGAAAACACGUAUUUUUUCCACAUUUAAUCGACUUGUGCUUUACGACAAAGAAAAGUUAAAUACCUGUUGUUUCCUCUAAUCGUUCGAACACUAUGCUGGACGGUUGGUACUGUCGUUCGAUGAAUGAACAAGCGCUUCAACAACAGCAACAGCAACAACCCCAAGCCCAUCAUUCUCGUCAAAAUCACAACUCAUUGGAAGGAGAUGAUUUGGGGGCGGAAGAUCGAGAUCUCGGGGACAGCUCUGGGCAGGAUGACGAUAGUGAUGAUGAUGUUCCACCACGCAGACAACAAAUAGAUUACAAGCUACAGUAUAACACGCUUAAGAAAAAGCUGAAAUAUCUACUCUACGAAAACGAGUUCUUUCAAGAAAACCUACGCACUAGUCAGCGACGUUUGUUAAAGAUUACCCAAGACCGGUCUUUUCUGCUAGACCGAUUGUUGCAGUAUGAGAAAACCGAACUCACAUCGUCGGAAAGUGAAGAAACUGAAUCAUCGGAUGAUUCAUCUAAAGUGGAACCAGCACCGACAGUUGGUCGUAAACGGAAAAACGAUGCGUCUAGUUCAAACAAUAGUUCGUUGGUCAAAAAUCCUCCCAAACGCAGGAAACCUGGCCCGAAAAAGCAGCUCCCACAGCAGGCGUUGCUUCAGCAGCAAGCCAUUGCGCAACAGCAGCGUCAACUGCAAGCACAGCAGCGACAGGUCAUUGCACAACUGCAGGCUCAGUCCCAACAACACAUGCUUCCUGCCAACCAUCAUUACCACAACCAACAACAGCAACAGGAAGGCCAUCUAACUACAGAGGAAAUAGAACGGCAUCUACAGUCCAGAGCAGCCCAAUCAAUGCUGGAAGUUGUACCGGAGGGAGAACUACCGAACGAAAUGUUCAGUCAGGCUCCCUCUAGUGAGUCCAACGAUCAGAUGGUUGACACUUCGCCCAGUAACAUCGGUGAUGAGUGCCUAUCGGUGGAUCUGAAUAUGAUGCAGCAAGAGUGAUUCAAUUAAUCCGCGAGAGGGUAGACGAUGAGUAUUAAUAACAAAAAUCGGCCGUUAAGCUUUAUCGAAUAUAAAUCCAUAAAUAAAUCUCAAAUUAAAACCUCA
Molecule: messenger RNA, 1162 nt
Organism: Malaya genurostris
Lineage: Eukaryota; Metazoa; Arthropoda; Insecta; Diptera; Culicidae
Exons: 2
Coding region: 155-1057 (300 amino acids)
Biological process (GO): chromatin remodeling
Cellular component (GO): nucleus; Ino80 complex
Source: RefSeq, a predicted model, not a curated record